Aspergillus bombycis is the source of this 708-nucleotide messenger RNA. Its product is annotated as class I SAM-dependent methyltransferase. Gene Ontology annotation, molecular function: methyltransferase activity. The transcript is spliced from 4 exons. Lineage: Eukaryota; Fungi; Ascomycota; Eurotiomycetes; Eurotiales; Aspergillaceae. The coding region runs from base 1 to 708 and encodes 235 amino acids. The record is from RefSeq and is a predicted model, not a curated record.
AUGGCUGAGUACGAAGCUCAACAUCGUGGGAGCACGACACUGACAAUGCACAGCCAGUACCCGGAGGCACAGGUCAUUGGGACGGACCUGAGCCCGAUUCAACCUUCAUGGGUUCCACCGAAUUGUGUCUUUGAGAUCGACGACUUCGAACUUCCGUGGAACUUCACCCAACCAUUUGAUUUCAUCCAUGCUCGGAGUGUUGAGGGAUGCGUCAAGGAUUUCCCGCAUCUCUUUCACCAAGCACAUCAGAACCUCGUUCCUGGGGGCUGGUUUGAAAUGAUGGAACCCACCGUCGACAUCUUCUCCGAUGACGAUAGUAUUUCGAAGGCGCCGUAUCUAUCUGAAUGGCGGGAUAUGUUGAUCGAGGCGAGCAGAAAGUUUGGCAAAGAGAUGGGAGCGGCGAAAAAUUACAAGCAGUGGAUGACCGAGACUGGCUUCACGGAUGUGACGGAGGAAAUAUUCAAGGUGCCUUUUUCGCCAUGGGCUAAAGACCCUAAGCUGAAGGAACUGGGACGCUACCAACAAGCCAAUAUGCUUGAGGCUCUCGAUGCGUACUCGUUGGCGCUGUUCACUCGAUUCUUGGGUUGGAGUGUUGAUCAGAUUCAGGUGCUUUUAGUCGGGGUUCGACGAGAAUUAUUAGACCGGAGGCUACAUAUCUACUCUCGAUACUAUCUGGUUUACGGCCGGAAGGAGAAGGAAGACUCGUAG